ACUAUCCUUAAGCAUACCCCUCAGUACUGCUACACCCAUCACGUCAGAAUAAAUAAGGUUAGACAUUGAAAAAUUAAGUUUCAAUGCUUUAUCAAAUAACACUGCAUGAACAAUGCUUCCAACCCUCUUUCUAUGCAUGAUGGUUAUGAUGGAUACAAAAAAUAUAAUAUAAUAAUACUGACCUCCACCGAUGUGAAAUGUUUCCUGCUGAAAGUUUUCACGCAAACUAUGAAGAGUAUCAAGGAUAAUAUCAACAAGAGGGCAAUGCGUCAUUGCCCACCAGGACUUGCAAUGAAAUUCACUGUCAUGUUUGAUGACACUUGCAUACUGCUAAAAUCUUUCUUCAAGUUGGAUAAUGGUAGAAUGGCUGCUAUUGUUAAUCUUGAGAAGGUAGCCAACUGGAGGGAAAAGGAUGUGAAGAUUGUGUUGAGUGUUCUCAAUCAGGACCAAUACUACAAGUGUGAUUUUAUAUGUGGACAGCAAUCUAAAUGUCUACUGGGACUGGGUCAAAAGGAGAUCAAAUUUGCAGGAUUUACAAAAAUUGAGAGUACAGGACAUGUGAAACGAUUCAGGCUGGAGGAUGGAACAUCUGGUGAUUCAGCUUUUGAGAUUAGCAUCUACAAGGCUGUACGCAUACCUAUGCCACUGCCAUCUACUGGGGGAUAUGACGAAGUUGAUGGACCAUGCAUUGUUCGUGAAAGGAAUAAGCCAUCAGUUGAGCGUUAUGUCACCAACAAUGAUUAUAGCCGAGGAGAAAGACUUCUUCAGCUGUAUAUUCUGUUCAAUACUGAAGAUUGAUUAUAAAUGUUUGUCAAUAAAUACUGUGUGUGUAUGUGUAAUGAACCAUUUGUUAUUAUUGAUUAUCCUACUUCCUCAUAUAGGUAAGAAAUUAGGUUGCUAUGCUUUCAAUGAAGACAGUUUCAACGACCCCACUCCUCCGCUGUCAUGAUAUGUUUACAGUUUUUUGUCUACUGCCUAAUAUCUAUUGGCAUGUUGUAACAGGUUGACCAAGAUGCAAAAUAUCAAAAGAUAUCCAUUGAGGUGUAAUGGUAUACAACCCUGUAUACUUACCUCAACAAUUGGGACCCUACAUCAAUCUAUACCCCCCUGAAGGUUCGAACCUGGGACCUACAGCAUGGAAAGCAACACCGCUAACCACUACACCACAAUGGAUAUCUGUUUAUUUGAUGUUUUUUGAAUCCUUGUUAAGCAGCUUACUCUGUAUGACAUGGUAAAGGAUAAUGAAAACUCAAUAGGAAAUUGUUCAAUUCUUUUUUAUAUGUACGUGUAUGUGCUACAGUGCAGUUAAAGUAAGUACAAUCUAUAUUGUUUAUUAUUAUUUUAAAAGACCCAUUUUGAUUAAAAUACUUUUAUUUUCAAAAUUUAUUACAAGUAAACAAUACAUUUUUUCUGGAAUUUGUUACAUCGAGAUAAAUCUUAUAAGACAAUACAUUUCUGAAUUCUUAAGCAUAAUGUUACAAGUAUACAGCAAUACAAUUUUUAGAAUUUCAAGCAUCAAAUUGUUACAUCAAGAUAACUCUUAUAAAACAAUACAUUUCUGUAUUUUUAAGCAUAAUGCUACAAGUAGUAUACAGCAAUACAUUUUUAGAAUUUUAAACAAAUUUUCAAGAAUUUUAAGCAAAUUUUCCAAAGUAUACAACAUCUUUACAAUACCUAUUGAUAAUACAAUCCAAUCAGCUUAUGCAUUUAGGCUUCGGAACAUAGAAUUCCAUUUUUGAAAAAUUCCAAUGUAUGUGUACGAUUAC
Molecule: messenger RNA, 1766 nt
Organism: Nilaparvata lugens (brown planthopper)
Lineage: Eukaryota; Metazoa; Arthropoda; Insecta; Hemiptera; Delphacidae
Exons: 2
Coding region: 106-798 (230 amino acids)
Source: RefSeq, a predicted model, not a curated record